Arthroderma uncinatum is the source of this 3225-nucleotide messenger RNA. RefSeq names its product inositol polyphosphate 5-phosphatase OCRL-1. Gene Ontology annotation, biological process: phosphatidylinositol dephosphorylation. The record is from RefSeq and is a predicted model, not a curated record. The transcript has a single exon. Gene Ontology annotation, molecular function: phosphatidylinositol-4,5-bisphosphate 5-phosphatase activity. Lineage: Eukaryota; Fungi; Ascomycota; Eurotiomycetes; Onygenales; Arthrodermataceae. Bases 1 to 3225 code for a protein of 1074 amino acids.
AUGGCGGUUUUCGAAGAAGCCCAGACGGCACCCAGCACCACCACCACUGCGCAUGUUGAAGACACGGUUGGUGCGUUUCCGGAGUCUCUUCCAGAGGAGCCCGUUGUGGUAUCGUUGAACGACCUGUCCUUAUCCGCCGGUAUACGAGCUAGAAAGGCGGAAUAUAUUCGCCAGAGGAAGAUCAGAGUACGGGUUGGGUCGUGGAACGUUGCAGCUCUGCCCGGGCCGGAGGAAGAUAUUAAGAGGUGGCUUAUACAAGAGCUAGGUGAUAAAGGGAAAGAUUCUGCUAGUGACCGCGCUGCAGAGAAGGGGAAUGAUGGCGUUGAAUGCGCUGGCGAGGGGGGCAGUACCAGGAAUGAGCCAGGGGAUUCAAAUGUCCAGUCACCUAGUAGUGGCUCGUUUGAAGCCUACAACGACGGCCCUGAUCUCUAUAUACUAGGACUACAAGAGAUAGUAGACGUGUCGUCUGCAACGGAGGCUCUGAGGCCAUACGUUGAUCCCGCCCCCUCUGCGAGAUGGAACAAUGCGCUUAGAGAUGCUCUGCCCUCUGGAUAUACCUGCGUCUCUUCUCGGCAACUCGUGGGUAUGCUUCUACUCUUUUACGCUGCUCCGUCGUUGGGCCCUCAUAUAUCGUCAGUAAGUUCUACGAGUAUAGGGACGGGGUUUAUGGGUUAUACGGGUAAUAAAGGAGCAGUCGCAACACGUAUCGUCAUUGGAGAGACGACCCGUCUGGUUUUCAUCAACUCUCAUUUGGCUGCGGGGGCUGAAAAGGCAAACUUGGAACGAAGAAAUUGGGAUGCAGCUCAGAUAAUCUCGCGCGCAACGUUCAGUCUCAUCGACGAGCAAGAUCUUGUCUCUGGCGAGUUGAACCAGCAAUUUGGAACAGAGGAAUUUAGUUUUUGGUUUGGCGAUCUGAAUUACCGGUUGGAUGAUAUCCCUGGAGAUGACGUCCGACGUCUUCUCCAUUUACAUGUCCAGGACGAAUUUCGCCCUGCAAAGCAGAAGCCUGUUGCAGAAGGUGAUGAAAAUGACGAGUCAGUCGUGGAAGGGGUUCGGAAAUCUUUUGAGAGUGGUACCUCCCUGGCGUCGGACGACGGGAUUCGAUUGGAGGAUAAUGAUAUCGAGCCAUCGGAAGACCCGGCGUCUCUUCUGAAUACACUCGCAUCACUUCUGCCUCAUGAUCAGCUUCAAGCCCAACAGAAGAGCGGGAAAUCGUUUCACCAGGGCUGGCAUGAAGGGCCCAUAACAUUCCUACCGACUUAUAAGUAUGACGUUGGGCGAAUAGGGGUAUUCGAUUCGAGCGAGAAACAGCGCAGCCCAAGUUGGUGUGAUCGAAUACUAUUCCGGACCCAGUCUGAUUAUUUAAAAUAUGAAAAGAGAGCCAAAGAGGCGGAAGAAUCGAGAAAGAGAGACGAAGAGAUGAAAAAUCUGGGUCUAGAUAAAGCUGCUGAGGACGAUGAUGUGCUUUUUGACUACGAUCCGGACCAGGAUGCAGACUAUGACCCACAAGCAGAUGGCACGGCGGACAACGCUACAAGAAACGAUGCACAGAGCGAGGAUUCUAUCGCUCUCUUGGAGUAUACAUCACAUCAGAAUAUCGUCUCUUCAGAUCAUAAGCCAAUCCAUGCCGAUUUUGAAAUUACGCUUGAUGUCGUGAUUCCGUCGUUGAAAGCAAAGAUUCAUCAAGAAGUUGCUCGAGAACUGGACAAGGCCGAAAAUGAAGCCCGCCCCGAUAUAACUAUCGUGGUAGAUCAGCAUUCGGAAGCCCGUCGGGGUAGCUCCGACUCUAGCGAUGCUACCUCGCAACCAGAUACUGUCAACUUUGGUAAAGUGAGGUACGAUGUUCCUACGUCACGGAGUUUGACCCUAGCGAACACGGGUGGUGUACCUGCAACGUUUGGAUUCCAUUAUAAUCCAUCCAUCUACGCAUCAGGCUCUUAUUCUUCGCCGCCAUGGUUACAGCUGCGCGUGGACUGGCCCGUUGAUAAUGCUAGCGUGGACGAUAAAUUACCAAAAGAAUACACACUCCAGCCAGGUGACUCUGCCAAUGUUCGUUUGACAAUGUGUAUUUCCGACAUUAAAUUUGUGCGGGACCUCAACGAGGGCAAGGCCAUAAUUGACGACAUCCUUGUGCUGCGCGUGACCGAUGGGCGAGAUCAUUUCCUGUCUGUUCGUGGUCACUGGUUACCAUCAUCAUUUGGCUUCUCCCUUGAAGAACUUACUCACAUACCCGAACAAGGUGUCCGCGCCUUUAACGAAGCACGAGGUUUUUUAGGAGAGAAUAAAUCUAAUGCUAGGUCCUCUGGUCCCCGUGAGCUAUUCAAGUUAACAGAGGCGAUAGCGGAGCACACCGAGCGGUCUAUUGCUGAGUGGGGGAUGGUUUCUAGCGAUGCUAGCCCCAAUGAUUCUGGUGCUCCAUGGGAAGCUAGCAAGAAGUACGGCUGGCCGUUCAAUCCGCAAACUUGGUCAUUAGACAAUGUCAGUGAAAGACAAAAAUUGCUGGUAGGCGUGAGAGAGGCCAUUGAUACGAACUCCCCUUUCUCUGAACACUUCCCAGCGAAUCUUCCAUAUAAACAUCGUACAGAGCUACUUGCUGAGACUCUCGUUACUUUCCUCCGGUGUUUGCGUGAUGGUAUCAUCACAGAGCGACUCUGGGCCGAACUGGACGGGCAGCAAAAGCUUCUGCGGGAUAAGACGAGGCAACAGGAGCCGCUAUCUACUGAACAGAUACAGUCGUUCAUAUUAGAAACACUCUCGUCGUCUCCCUCCCACAGCGUGUCUUUCACGUUUUUCACAUUCAUGCUGAAUCGCAUUGCCAACGAAAUCGCCCCAAUUACACCUAUGCCCAUACCUACUUCUACUACAGCUCCUGAGAAAACGCCGACAGUACCACCAAUUCCUAGCUCAGGAGGGUCAUCGGCACCCGCCCCUUCAUCCCAGUCCUCACUUCCUACUAGACAACCAUCUCUUUCAUUCCCAUUCCGACUGCGUGGCCGCAAUGGUACAUUGCCUGGCAAGAAUGAUGCGGGUAGUUCAACCUCUACCGCCCAGAUAAACCCGUCAGUCACGAGAAGGGAAGCACUUAACGACUCGUAUGCUUCCAUAUUUGCUACCGCGAUGUUUUCAUCCUCCAUUCCAACUCCAGAUAAGGAGAAAGACCGGAGAUCAUGGGAGGAACGGAAGAAGGGGAUUAUAGAACCCUUCUUGUAUGUUGAUACUAGCUAA